AUGGAGUGCUACGUGCCCAACAACCCACAGUUCGGGGAGUGUUGCCACUCCCUGUGCUGCGACCCGUUGCAGCCUUGCUCCUGUCAGCUACAGGAUCUGCCGAGCGACUGCUGCCAGCAGGAACCGGGCAACUGCUGCCCCGAUGGCGAGGACCUGAACCUAGGCGAGGGCAUCCCGCCCUGCGAGGCGGCUCUGGGCGACGCGGCCGACGGCUGGGCGGAGCCCGACAUGGGAUCCUUCUCGCUGCCGCCGCUGGAGCUCGACCCACUGCCUUCGCUGUUCCCCUUCUCACCCUGCUCGGGAUACAAUCGGAGCGCCGGGGCGGAGUGCCGCGAGAGGGGCGGUGACGCAGCUGACGUCCUACUCUCCCUCAAGCACGCCGUGGUCCACGACUGCGCCGAGGGCGGACACCCUCAGAUGAUGGUGAACGGCUCCGGUGGCUACCCGUACUACGAGCACUACGGCGGGGCGCCACUCUUCCCAACCAUGAGUGUCAACGUCUCCAUGAACAUGACGAUGCACGGCUGUCCCCCCGACCAGCUGUGUUCCCAGGUGCAAUGGAACCAGAACGCAGCCACACCAUCUGUGAACGUGGUGUACCCUCCAACUCAGAACGUGAUACCAACAUCCUACCCCUCGGCCACUUAUUCCUUCACAGCGGACUUCAGACCUCCAAACCAAUCUGACCCACUGAUAACAGCCUCCUCGACCUUCAAGCCGAUCCAGCUACAGAACCCACAGAAGACAAACCCCAAUUACCUGUUCCAGCAGAAGCCUUUUUCAGCCCAAAAGACCAUGGGACCAGUUCUAAAGAAGUCGCCGUCCAAAAUGUACGCAGAAGUACCUAAGGAGCAGAUGGGGAAUGGAUAUAUUGUGAACCAGGGGCAGAUGCAUCAAGAUUAUGGGUAUACUACUUGUGUUAGUGGAGGGAAAGUCCAAGUGGGUGCCCUUAGCGGUUGCUCGGAGGACGACGACACUAAGCCAAACCUGUGCAGAAUUUGCGGCAAAACUUACGCAAGACCCAGUACUUUGAAGACUCACCUCCGCACGCACUCCGGCGAGCGGCCCUACCGAUGUCCAGACUGCAACAAGAGCUUCUCGCAAGCUGCCAACCUGACCGCUCAUGUCAGGACACACACGGGGCAGAAGCCUUUUCGGUGCCCGAUCUGCGAUCGAAGGUUCAGCCAGAGCUCCAGCGUCACAACCCACAUGAGGACUCACUCCGGAGAGAGGCCCUACCAGUGUAGAUCGUGUAAGAAGGCUUUCUCGGACAGCUCAACGUUAACAAAACAUCUGCGGAUACACUCGGGGGAGAAGCCCUACCAAUGCAAACUUUGUUUGCUCAGGUUUUCCCAAUCUGGCAAUCUGAAUAGGCAUAUGCGAGUGCAUGGAAAUAUAUCUGGAGGCAUGAUGGGCUGACAUAUUCCGUGUUAUGCCAUGCGUUACAUGCGCAUAAAGUGAAUAUUAUGGGACUGAGACCUAUUUAAGGAAGACCUAGUGCCAAAACUGUGCUGAAGUUUAAAGAAAGUGAUAUUUAAAACAAUAUUUAUAUUUAAGCUGGUUAUAUGUGAGACGGAGAAGUUACAAUUUAUUCGUUAUGAUCAUUUUCCAAGUUUCAGAGAAAAAGUGGAUCUGACCUGAUCAAAUUCUGUCGACAAUUUGCGAGUUAUUUUGACAAAUAUUUGAAAUGGCUUCACUCACCUCACCUUAAUUCGGUGGCGAUAUCGACUAAUUUCAGACCAAUGGGGGUCUUUCAUGAGGGUCGGUGAGAUCAGUUAUCCAGAUUUAGAUAUCACACUUAUGACAUGGAGAAUCAGCAUGACUGCGAUCGCACUGAUUGUUCAAAAGUGAAACCGGUAGUAGUGAC
Leptidea sinapis is the source of this 1867-nucleotide messenger RNA. RefSeq names its product protein glass. The coding region runs from base 1 to 1419 and encodes 472 amino acids. The record is from RefSeq and is a predicted model, not a curated record. Gene Ontology annotation, biological process: regulation of transcription by RNA polymerase II. The transcript has 10 exons. Gene Ontology annotation, molecular function: DNA-binding transcription factor activity, RNA polymerase II-specific; RNA polymerase II cis-regulatory region sequence-specific DNA binding. NCBI's taxonomy places the organism in Eukaryota, Metazoa, Arthropoda, Insecta, Lepidoptera, Pieridae. Gene Ontology annotation, cellular component: nucleus.